ACCAUGGAUAGAAUGGAUUCUGCGACAAUGGCGAAACUGUCUUCUAAGGCGGUGCAAGUGGCACUGAAACGAACAAACACGAUGGAUGGUGGUGAUAGUUUCAUUCGCCUGGAGCAACGAGUACUAUUAUGUCUUACACUAUAGCGAACAUGGACAUGUAUCAAUAUAAAGAGUUGCCAUGGCCACCCCGGACUAGGUUCUGCUAUUAUCAAUCAACACUUACUCACAAUCCACUUGAACAAGGCAUAUCACCACCAUCGAACAAGAAGAAGUUUAUCCAAAGCCAUUCACAUCAUUGAACUUACUUUGUGAACAAGCUUCUCACGACAAAGAACACGCGUGACUCACAGCCUCAACUCAAACCUUCAACCCAACUAGACACUCAUAAAGUCACCAGACACUUAUAAAAUCACCUUCCGCGACAUGCCUCACGCUGCUUCACCUUCAUCACCAAAAAUGUUCAGCCGUAUCAAGGAUAAGUUCUCAACCAAAAGGUCCUCCUCCACCGAGAAUCACACUCAUCUUGACAUGGGCAACUCAAACUCGAACACCAAGAACAACCACAACAACCCCUUCCUCGAUGCUCCCGAGGAGGCUCCUCCUACUUAUGAGUCCACCCAAAAGACAGCUCCUCUUCUCGGUGUUCCUCGGCGUGCAGUUUCACCAGCUCCUAGCAUGUCGAGCAUCACCAGUGCCGAAGAUAAAUAUGCAUUCCUCUCUACGUUCGAUACCAUCUUUGUCAUUGACGACUCUGGAUCCAUGGCUGGUCGAUCGUGGAGGGAGGUUCGAGAGGCGCUAAGCACUAUUGCCCCGAUCUGUACUUCUCAUGACCCCGAUGGUAUUGAUGUCUAUUUCCUGAACCAUCGAUCGCAAGCCGCCGGGACUGGAGUUCAAGCACCCGGAGGAUAUUUCCAGAUCCGUGAUGCCAACCAAGUCCAGCGUCUGUUCGAGUCGGUCCGUCCUCGCGGAGCAACACCAACUGGCUCUCGUCUUCACAGCAUUCUCAAGCCCUACGUCGCCCAUCUCUCCCGUCGUGCGGCCAACAUCGACUCGACCAAGCCAGUCAACAUCAUCGUCAUCACCGACGGAUGUCCUACGGACGACCCAGAGAGCAUCAUCGUUCACCACGCCAGGAAGCUUGACCAGAUCGAGGCUCCUCCUCAUCAAGUUGGCAUCCAGUUCUUCCAAGUUGGCAACGAACUUGGUGCCACUAAGGCUCUGCGUGAACUCGAUGAUGAUCUCGCUGACCAGGGUAUUCGCGAUAUGGUUGAUACAGCAACUUGGAAUUCCACCACUUCGGACAACAGUAAGGCUUUGACCGCAGAUGGAAUUCUCAAGGUUGUCCUUGGUGCUGUUGUGCGACGCUUGGAUCGCAAGUCUGGGCGUAGCUCUCCUCAGGGCCGUCGCCACUAAACACUCACUUCAUAAUAGCUCCUGGUUUUUGGGGGUUACGAUUCCUUUCCUCUAUUGUACUAUUAUUAUGGUGGUGGUAUUCUGCUUUUCAUUUAUACCAGGAGUUCGGUCGGGGCCUCCUAUAGAUUAUCUUAGACAAGAUGGUCUCACAGGCCAACAAGACUGGGAUGACUCUCACGAGCACGCCAGAUCACAAUUAGUUUCGCUAUUUCAAUGCGUCAAAAUCAAUUAUUACCCCUAAAAUCAAUCGCAUCUACAUCUGCUUUGAAUGUAUCUGCCUCAUUUCCUCUUUGAGACCGC
Fusarium verticillioides 7600 is the source of this 1713-nucleotide messenger RNA. RefSeq lists its product as hypothetical. The record is from RefSeq and is a predicted model, not a curated record. Lineage: Eukaryota; Fungi; Ascomycota; Sordariomycetes; Hypocreales; Nectriaceae. Bases 424 to 1413 code for a protein of 329 amino acids. The transcript has a single exon.